UUUUUAAUUUAUAAAUAGCGGCUGAAAAUAGUUUUAUUAUUAUAAAUUAUCAACAAUACCCAGAAACACCACCGAUAACCGUCGUCACUCGUGACUCGUCAGUCGUACGUUAAUUAUUAUUUUUCUACAGCAGAUAUAACAGUAAAUGUGUUUUUUUGAUUGUGGACGAAUGUUCACAUUUCUCGUGACUCUUGUUUUCUACUUGCAAUAGUACGACAAUACAGCAGUAGAUACAUGAUACAUGCAUCACGUAUCCAGCUGAUUAGUAUCCUGUCAUCGUUUUUAGAUCGUUUUAAGACUUAAAGUGUAUCAUGGCAACUAGAAAGAUUAAAGUUAGUUGGGUUAUUGUGGUAUUUGUGGAUUCGAAGGAUUACAGUGUAGUACCAACAAAGUGGCUAGUUCAAAAUGACACAAAUAAUCUAGAAAAUAGUAAUGUAAGGUUAUGUAAAUGGCCACUUGGUCGAGUAACCAGUACUGACAUUCAUGACGCCCUAGAUCCAGAUCCAACUUGGUUUGAGUAUGGUAUUAAAAUAGUUGGUGGCAAUAAAACAUAUGAUAAUUUUAAAAAAGCUUGGCAUGUAAGAGUUGAAAAAGAAUCGGAAAAUGAGGAGGUUCAUUUGAUGACCAAAUGUAAACGUGCAUCAACGAUAUUUGAUGUAUCAAGCAGUAGUAAUUAAAUUAUCAAAUAGUAA
Melanaphis sacchari is the source of this 692-nucleotide messenger RNA. RefSeq lists its product as uncharacterized. The transcript is spliced from 3 exons. NCBI's taxonomy places the organism in Eukaryota, Metazoa, Arthropoda, Insecta, Hemiptera, Aphididae. The record is from RefSeq and is a predicted model, not a curated record. The coding region runs from base 312 to 677 and encodes 121 amino acids.